GAGAGGGGGAGAGAAAUGAGAGGCCCAAAUUGAUAGAUAGAGCUUACCAUUCUUCUGAGCCGAGCGAGUACAAAGAGAGAAAGCCAAAGGCUUGCCUUAUCCUAUCUAUCUUUCUAUAUCCUCUCAAAACUCACCCCCUCUCUCUCUCUCUCUCUCUCUCUCACUCGCUCACCGAACUUAUUGUGUCUUCCUCUCUAGCAACUUUCACUUAACUCUUCCUUUAAUAAGCUCUCUUCCUUUAAUAAGCUCUACCUCAACAAAGUAUAACUACACAAUAAUAUCUCUCUCCCUCUAUUUAUUGGCUAGUGUUUGGCAUUGUUUCUUGAGAAGUUGUUCAACUAAGUUCAAUAAUUAGCUCUUCUUCGUUUUUGUUGUUGUUGUUGUUGUUGUUGUUUCUUUGAAUUGAUUUUGAUGAGAGAGUGUUCUUAAAUUGAACUAGCCAUUAAUUCAAUAUAUGGCACAGCUCUAGCUCUGAACAAGUCUUUUGUAUUUCACUUUGUGCACAAAAAUCAGGCACUGCUUGCUUGCUAGCAGCUUUUUGUUCGACAAAUACUAAUUCAUAGCAUUGUUCUUGCCGUCACAAAAUUUGUAUCCAAGUUAUACAAAAAUUCAAUUUCAAAUUCCAUUCCAUUCAAUUCCAUUCCAUUCAAUUCCAUCCCAUCCAAUUAGUGUUUGGACUUUGGAGGCACAAAAUGUCUCCUAAAACAGGUAAGGCAAAACCCCACAAACCCAAAGGAGAGAAGAAGAAGAAGGAAGAGAAAGUUUUGCCUACAGUAAUUGAAAUUACAAUAGAAACUCCCGACGAGUCGCAAGUGACGCUUAAGGCAAUAUCAACGGACAGGAUUUUAGAUGUGAAGAAGCUAUUAGCAGUCCACGUGGAGACAUGUCACAUGACAAACUAUUCAUUAUCUCACGAGGUACGAGGUCCAAGACUGAAAGAUUCGGUGGAGGUUGUGUCUCUCAAACCAUUCCACCUCAGCAUGGUAGAAGGUAAUGCGUUUUGAUAGACGGUUAAAACAACCCUACUUUACACGAGAAGUAUUUUUAUAUUUAUAUAUUUAAAAAAAAAAA
Camellia sinensis is the source of this 1071-nucleotide messenger RNA. NCBI's taxonomy places the organism in Eukaryota, Viridiplantae, Streptophyta, Magnoliopsida, Ericales, Theaceae. The record is from RefSeq and is a predicted model, not a curated record.